This is a messenger RNA of Etheostoma cragini (Arkansas darter), 2345 nucleotides long. RefSeq names its product protein ANTAGONIST OF LIKE HETEROCHROMATIN PROTEIN 1. NCBI's taxonomy places the organism in Eukaryota, Metazoa, Chordata, Actinopteri, Perciformes, Percidae. Bases 153 to 1244 code for a protein of 363 amino acids. The transcript has 3 exons. The record is from RefSeq and is a predicted model, not a curated record.
GGACGAGAGCAGGCGGCAGCAGCGGGGGCGGGGACAAAAAGCUGCGGGAAAGUCGGACACGUUUUCCGUUAGCCUUCAAAGCAUGUAAAAGGAAGUUACAAACGUGUUUACAUCCUGUUUGAUCAUCUGUAGGCUACCUGUAGUUUGCAAAAAUGGUUGAGGAAAUCGCAUAUGCGUUUUUGAUGGCUGAGGAAAUUCAGUAUGAAGAGAUGCCCCUUCUUAUCCACGAAGAUCGACUUCAACAGAGAAGGUUGAUUCCUAAAAUACCACAUUUUGUUGAGCAAGUCGUACCUUUGUACAGUGUGACUGACUUUAAAAGUCAUUUCAGACUGUCGAGAGGACAAGUAGAGGAUGUUAUGAGGAUUUUGGGACCCUUUUAUACGAACAGACAACAUACCAAGUUGCCGGUUACCCACGCUGUUCUUGCCUGCCUGUGGACUCUAGCCAAUCAGGAGUCGUAUAGGGGUGUUGCAGACCGAUUCAACAUUUCAAAAUCCACCAUGUCAACCCAUCUCCAUCACUUCUGUUCCCUGGUCUACACACAUCUGUCACAUCACAUUUCAUGGCCCACAGGGGAAGCACUGAACACAUCACAAUUACAUUUUCAAACAGCCGGCUUUCCAAAUACAGUCUGUGCUCUUGAUGGAUGUCACAUUCCCAUCGUCAAACCAUUUUGCAACAACCCCAUAGCCUAUUAUAACAGGAAACAGUUUUACUCCAUCAUUCUCACCGGAUUCUGUGACAGCGAGCGCCGCUUUUGUCAUGUCAAUGUAGGUCACCCUGGAAGUUGGCAUGACGCGAGAGCAUUUCGAAACACGGAUGUAGCAAGGCAACUGGAAUUGAAUCCUCAGACUCUUGUACCAGAAGGAAUGCACAUCAUUGCUGAUUCAGCCUACCCUUUAUCACGACAUUUGAUGAAGCCCUACAGGGAUAAUGGGCACCUCACUCUUGGGCAAAGGCGCUUUAACUCAAAGCUCAAUGCAGCCCGUGUGGCCAUUGAGCAUGCAUUUGGCAUCUUAAAGUCAAAGUUCAGGAGGCUGAAGUGUCUGCACAUGAAGGAAGUGGCAAACAUCAGUGCAGCAGUAACAACAUGUUGCAUUCUACACAACAUUUGUUUGGAGUCUGGUGACCAGGUCAAUGAAGAUGAGCUGGGUUUUCAACAGGACAUCGAAGAGCCACACCCACCACAGCCCCACAACCAUGAUGCCUCUCAUUACAGAGAUAUGAUUUGUGCCCACCUUUAAGGAUGAGAUACUCUUUAGUUUGAAGUCAUACCUUAUUUUCUUUUAUUUAUGUUUGUGAGCUGGUGUGCAGUAUGCCACAAGGUCAUGUUAGGCACUUCAGGUCAAAUGCAAAGUAGUAAUACAAUAUUGCAAUGUUUGAAAAGGCACUGAGGAUUGCAGCAAAUGCGUACAUUUUGAGACGGUUACUGUACAGUUUUAAUCCUAAGGCAUUUUGAUUUGAAGUGCCUCUACAUCAUCAAGACUUCUGCUGUGCCUCUGAGUGGCAUCUCAUAGUAACUGGGUGGUAAGAACCCAGGCUAAAUCAGCAGGGGAUCGUGGGAGUAUUUCACCACUGGGAAUGUGAACCAUUUACCACUGCUCACUUUAUGGUGUUUCCGUUCCUUUAUGUAUUAAGACAGACACAGAAUAUCAUUUAACAUCUUUUAUUUAGAGAUUCUUUUAGCAACCCAAUAAUUUCUUUUUGUUGCUUUCCUAUUUCUUUUAGUUGUGUUAAGACCUGCCCGAUGCAAGUCACCAUUUUUUUUUCAUGCAACCUCCUCCUUUUUUCCUUUAGGCGUCUCCACCUUGUUACCUCUGGCCUCACCAGCGACUCCAAUGCAGCCGUCCUUCUCUCGGCAUGGGACCGGUAUGUGUCACGAAAUGAUGUGCUCUUUUUAUGUGUGGUAUGUGUAGUAGUGGGGAUGGCAGUUGAGGGACCAGGCUGGGGAUCUUCAUUGUCGGACUGAUGAGUUACUUCUGAGGGAGUUUGGAGUGGUAAUGUAUUCUGACUGGGAAAGAGUGGUGUGGAAAUAAUGGUGCCUGGUGAUGCACUCCCCACUCCUGAACCACCAAAUAUUUCAUCCAUUUGCUGCAACAAAGGACAGAGUUAAAAUCAAGACAGCCAUAAACAGGAAUGUUAACUUUUCAUUGCAGAAUAAAUAUUCAGUGUCCGAGUGUGCUGAAGAAGCCCUAUAGCCAUGGGUGGAAAAUACUGAGAAAUUAUGGAAGACUGAUAACCUUUCAGAAUAUCCCUAUAACAUUUAAGAUGUGCAUACAGAGCAGGCACUUACCAGGUAAUAUUCCCAGGUGAUUUUGCCCUCUCCUGUUGCCCGAGAUCUGUCC